AUGCCCUGUGUCGCUGGCUGUGCCCAACAUGGAAAGACCUCGCUACAAACGCCACUCGAGCGUUAUGCCACCUCAUUGGGUGACUCUGAGAAAGGUUCGGAAAGCUCAGUUGAUCACUUCUUUCCAAUGUACACCCUUCCAGUAGCAACCUUGAUGAAGAUGGAUAAGAUCAAACCACAUGAAGAGCUGCUCGCAGGUGGGGAGCUCACCAUUUUCCAGAAGAGCCUUGGAAAGGCCGCGUUUGUGUCCCAUCAGUGGAUUGGCAAAGGACAUCCAGAUCCCGAGUUCAAGCAGAUGCAAGUCUUGCAGGACUCGCUGCAGAAUCUGAUCUCCGGCACCUCUGAGGUGAACGUAGACCUGGUGACCGAGGCUGUGUACUUCCGCUCCAAGGGGAUCAAUGCCUCGGAGUGGCAAGCGCAAAAUCUCUACUUGUGGUACGACUACUUCUCGUGCCCACAAGCUGCACAUGUAAGUGAGCAGGGCCUACAGAAGGCGAUCAGCAGCAUCCCAUCAUAUGUCUCCAGGUGCGACUUCUUCGUGGCACUUUGCCCGGUGCUGUCCAAUCCAGAGGAGACCGAGACCUUCAGCGAGCACAGUUGGGCCCACCGGGGCUGGUGCCGAGUGGAGCGCGUGGUCUAUGAGCUCACCUUCAACCAAGGAUCUUGGAUUAUGGUGAAGAGUGCAAUGCACCAGGAGUUGGGUGAAGCCGUUUGCGUUCCUUCGACCGUUUGCCAGGGGUCCUUCACGGUGGAGAGCGACCGCGAUCGCAUCGGAGUGGUCUUGGCCAAGUUUGUGAAGAAGAAGUUGCUCUCUUGCUUGGAGAACAUGAAUUUGCCCCACUACCGCUUCCUUUUGAACCAGCAAACCUCCAUUUUGAGAGGCUUGCCCGUGAAGCCCAUCGAGGAUGUGGUCCCCGGCUUCGAAGGGGAGGAUGUUUUGGAGCGAUUUAUGUAUCAGAAUGGAUUCCAGAACCCCUUCGACUAUGACAGUGCUGGCUGGUCUCCCAUGUGCUAUGCCUGCAUGAAGGGCGACGUCCCCUUGGUGGCCGCCUUGCUGAAGCAACGCAUCGACCCCAAUGAAAAGAUCAAGAAGGCGCGUGCCGAGAUCAACUUGGACAAAGGCUGCUCACUGAUCCACAUUUGCGCCAGGUUCAAGAACCAUGAAGCCAUGCAGCUGCUCUUCGCGGCCAAUGCUGCAGUGAGUACUCAAGCGAUCCCACAUUUUCCAGUGGGCGUGGCCGCUCUGGAAAACGACCCCAUUGGGAUCCGGCUGCUGUGUAGCGUCUCUGCAGACCCAAGGAAAAAGAACCUCUUUGGAGACCAUGCCCUGCACAUGGCGAUCGCCGCUGGGGCCGAGGAUGCUACACAGGCGUUUUUGAGUGAAGCCGAGUCCUUUGAUCUCUCCCGGACCUUGCACACGGCCGCCAUGUUCCAGGGCACCGCCGUGCUGGUGCGGCGCCUCAUCGAGGCCAGCGCUGAUGUGGACGAACCCUACUUGGCCAACAACGUGAUCCGGAUGCUUCACACGGUGAAAGGCAUUCAGUACACCUGGGGCCGUCGCACCAUGCUGCGCCGCGUGGGCUACCACGGCCGCCAUGCCACACCGCUCAUGAUAGCGAUCCUGUGUGGCAACUUUGAGGCGGCUUCGAGCUUGCUGGUGGAGGGCGCCAAUGUGAAUCUCCGGAACGCCCGAGGCAAGACUGCCAAGGAUUUGGCCAAUGAACUGCGGGUGCCGGACUAUCUUCUGCAGGCCAUGGAUGGAGCAAUAGAGAAGUGCAUCUCUAUUGCCGGCAGUCCCGACAGCCCCAGCAUGAUGAUGGCACCUUCAAUGUCCAGACAAUCCUCGUCGUCAUCGACAUUUGCCAUCUGA
This is a messenger RNA of Durusdinium trenchii, 1869 nucleotides long. The record is from the annotation of a GenBank genome assembly. Lineage: Eukaryota; Dinophyceae; Suessiales; Symbiodiniaceae.